Coffea eugenioides is the source of this 537-nucleotide messenger RNA. Its product is annotated as protein GrpE-like. The coding region runs from base 1 to 537 and encodes 178 amino acids. NCBI's taxonomy places the organism in Eukaryota, Viridiplantae, Streptophyta, Magnoliopsida, Gentianales, Rubiaceae. Gene Ontology annotation, biological process: protein folding. Gene Ontology annotation, molecular function: protein-folding chaperone binding; adenyl-nucleotide exchange factor activity; protein homodimerization activity. The transcript is spliced from 4 exons. The record is from RefSeq and is a predicted model, not a curated record.
AUGGAGGCUGAGGUGAAGGAGAAGAUGUACCUGGAUGCCAUUCAGGUGCUUCAGUUUGCAGGGGUUGAAAAAUUCACCCCCGAGGUGGGUGAACAACUUGACAUGGAAAAACAUUCUGUCGUUCAUCUUGUACUUGAUCUAAAGAAUCCUCCGGGCAUGAUAGUUCAAGUUUUUGAGGAGGGAUACAUUUGCAAUGGGCGGAUUCUUAGACGCGCAAAGACCGACAAAAGGUUCAACCUUCUCCAAGCGAAACCAGAAAGUUUUCAGAAUGAGGCUGAGGUGAAGGAUAAGAUGUACCUGGAUGCCAUUGAGGUGCUUCAGUUUGCAGGGGUUGAAAAAUUCACCCCCGAGGUGGGUGAACAACUUGACAUGGAAAAACAUUCUGUCGUUCAUCUUGUACUUGAUCUAAAGAAUCCUCCGGGCAUGAUAGUUCAAGUUUUUGAGGAGGGAUACAUUUGCAAUGGGCGGAUUCUUAGACGCGCAAAGGUAGGAGUCUCACGUGCUGUGGAGACCAGGGGAAGAAGCAAAAACGCAUGA